Molecule: messenger RNA, 2664 nt
Organism: Aspergillus niger
Lineage: Eukaryota; Fungi; Ascomycota; Eurotiomycetes; Eurotiales; Aspergillaceae
Exons: 8
Coding region: 1-2664 (887 amino acids)
Cellular component (GO): Golgi medial cisterna; Golgi trans cisterna; membrane
Source: RefSeq, a predicted model, not a curated record
AUGGGAGCUUCGGAGUCCAAGCUCGUCUUCAAGCAGGGCAUCUUCCGUCUUUCAGAGGAGAAGGACAUUCCUGCGGAUGAUCCCUAUUGGGCCAGAUUCUGGGAGCUCCCAGAGUCCUCAGAGGACGUCUUCAGCCUAUUCACACCUGCCGAUAUACGACGAAUUCGCGAUCAUGCCUUAUCUAACUUUGAAACCCUCUUGCUCUCAGUCACCUCGCGUCUCACCGUUUUGAAAAACCAUCCAUCAUUUCCUGACCCCGAACUCGCCCCCGACCGCGAUGCACUCAACUGUGUCCGCAUCCUCACCCGCCUCCUCCCCUUUGUUUACGAGGCUGAACACCUAGAGGAAUGGGAGGAGAAGUUUUUCUGGACUCGUCGCAAGAAGAGAACCAGAGAGGCGCAAGUUGCUGCGGAGGUACUGUUUGAUGAAGCACAGGCGGAGGACCUAGAUCAGACAGCCCCGCGAGCCACAGGUUUUGAAGAUGCGAAACCUUUAGCUGAGGAACUGAUUGACAACCUGCUGGAGCUCCUUUUCUACACUAACUUUACAAUUCCGCCGUUGCCUACCGCGAAGAGCAAGGUGUCGUACUCGAUCUGGCAGAGUGGGGUGGGUUGCAAUACGUCAAUGGGUUCUACAAAAGAGCUAGAGAACAACCGCUGCGAAAUCUUACGGUUAUUGCUUACUUUGACCGGAAAAGCAAUGUACAUGCCGUCUAGCGUCAAGGCUAUCACGUACAUGACGACUUGUUCGGACAAGCAGGUGGUACUAACUCUACUAUGCUCACUACUGAACACUGCUAUCAAGUACAACCCUGCUUCAUGGAGGGUGCCGUAUGAUCAUGUCGUUUGGAAAGACCCCAAGCAGAUAUUGGUCAUCUAUUGUCUGCAGUUUCUCCUUGUACUUCUUCUAUAUCCAGUGCCGGAAGAUGGUCGCGGAGCACCGCCGAAGAACUAUUAUCGACACUACUUCGGAAGAUUACAUCGGCCGCAAGACUUCCAGUUCCUUACUGAUGGCAUGACUCGAAUCUUGAAUCAGCCGAUGCAAGCGACCAACUCCUAUCUUCCAGGUAGCCAGAGAUCGGUCAAAUGGGCACCCGAGAUGCUCGUUCUGUUCUGGGAGGCAUUGCAAUGCAACAAGCGAUUCCGGUCCUUCAUCAUCGACUCGAACCGCUCGCACGACUUUGUUAUCCUCUGUAUAUUUUAUGCUAUCGAGUAUAAAUCAGACCCUUCUAAGCAGGGCGUCGUCAGGAUGUGCAUCUUCAUCAUGCAGACGAUGAGCGUGGAGCCCAAUUUUGGGCAGAGCUUGAAUACCAAGUUCGAGGCUCAGGAGACUCUUCCUCAGAGUAUCCGUAUCCCUGCGUUCCGGGGAUCUUAUGCUGAUUUUUUGAUCAUGUCCAUUCACACUUUGAUCACUGCCAGCAAAGGAAAGCUGAACACAGUAUACCCUGCGCUUUUGGCUAUCAUCAAUAACAUUGCCCCGCAUGUUGAACAUCUUUCUCCGAGCUCGUGCUCGAAGUUGCUGCAGCUCUUCUCAUCCAUGUCAGCGCCCAGCUUUCUACUGGCUAACGAGACGAAUCACACCCUUCUUUCCUCGGUCCUCGAGUCUAUCAACUCAAUUCUUGAACAUCAGUUUACCAAAAACCCAUUCCUCGUAUAUGCCAUUCUAAAGUAUAGAAAGCGUUUUGAGGCAGUGCGAGAAUUCACUCUUGAGAGCGGUCAACAAGAGAUAGAACGCCAGAAUGAGCGAAGAAAGUCUUCAAGCGGUUCGCAUGAAUUCGUGGGCAGUCCGGUUCUUUCCGCCUCAGAGGAAGAACAUCCGGUAUCUUCAGACACGCGUUCUCCAUUGGGUCGCAUACCAGAAGAAAAUAGUCCUUUUUCCAUUGGUGGAGAUGAGGAUUCGGAUGAUGAAGGAGAGGGACGGGACACACCGGCGCAGGAUUCGCCAUCAGUACAGACUUCUCGUCGACCUUCAAUUUCCUCUGUCAUUGAAGAAAGCGUUCCCCUUCAGCUGCGCGGCAUGUCUGAGAAGGCACGGGGCAAGAUGCCUGCUGGACAGCCGUCGUUCUCGCGGCAAAACAGCAUGACUAGUCAGAGUAGUCUUUCGGCGGCGUUUCCAACAUCUUCUAGCGGGUUCACGCCGACUACAGCAUGGCUCGAAUCCUGGUUGGCUGAAUUGCCACUCCAUACCAUUCUCACGAUUGUCUCUGCCAUUGCUCCUCAUGUUCCUGAGGCUGCGUUCCGAUCCGCUUCAAGCCCUGAAGCUCGAACCUUGAUUAGCAACCUGCCCUCGUUCUUGGAAGAUCCCGCAAUUCAUACCAUUGUUUCAGAGCCAUCGCCGGUCCGUGUUCAUUCAUUUGAGUGGUCCGCCCUUUCUAUGGGCUGGUACGAAUCUCUGCUCUGGGGAUUCAUUUUCUCGAGCGAAAUGGUGGUUGGCACUGCCUCGGGCGCCACGCCGGGCACGGUUGGUGUUUGGAACGGAACUAGUAUCAAGCUGUUCAAGGUCCAGGAGGCGGCAGCGCAAGGGCCCACAUUACUUGCUCCCAAGGGAGCUGUGGACGCCGUAGGAAGCAAUCUGGUCCAACGCAUUGGGAACUUGAGCUUCCGGCGGAGCAGCACACAGGAGUCUCAAACCAGCUCUCGCCCACCAUCGAUUCGGGAGGUCUGA